AUGUAUACUCUUGAAGAGGUUCAGAGGCAUAACAAACCCGACGAUGUCUGGAUCGUCCUGCACAACAAAGUCUAUGAGGUUACCAAAUAUCUCGAAGACCACCCCGGCGGCAACGCAAUUUUGAUUGAGGUUGCUGGCACUGAUGCCACAGAGGCUUUUGAAGAGACUGGUCAUUCUGAUGAGGCGAGGGAUGAGCUGGCUAAAUAUUACCUUGGUGACUUGCCUUCUGAGGAGCAUGCUGAAGCAAUCGAUGUCUACCGCCCCAUCUACGAACAGGUGUCACAGACCGCUGCUGUGGCUGUCAAAAAGACCUCGCCCAACCGUCUUCGUUCUCUAACUCGCACCGUAUUCCAAGUAGGUGUUACAGGUGCCGUGGGAGCGGCUGCGUUUACUGGCUACCAACAGGGACUUAAGCCAUUUUUCCAAUUCAUUAAGCAGUUGGCUGGCCAUACCUUUUCGGUCUUCUCUGUUUCCGCUUCAACGAGCCGAUUCUGGUCCGGGUUCGGCGUCGCGAGUGUAACUCAGCUUUCGCUGACAGUUGGUUUGGCAAUGUGGAUUUCCACCAAACUGGAUGUCCAGCAGGAAUUCACGCAUCACUUGCCGCACCGCCAGUCCCGACCCGACCGAAUCAUUUUCCGCAAGAGACUUUCCCCGCGUGGUAAUACCUUUACCCAGAAGAAGCACACACACCCAUUAGACCCUCGCAAGUGGAAAAAUUUUCCCCUGAUCAGCAAGGAAGUCGUCUCGUCCAACGUGUACCGAUUUGUUUUUGGCUUGCCGAACGCCGACGACGUGCUCGGUCUCCCCACGGGCCAGCAUAUCGCACUGCGAGCAAACAUCAAUGGACAAAGCGUCUCCCGUUCAUACACUCCAGUGUCAAAUAAUACAGAUUUGGGUCGCAUCGAACUUCUGGUCAAAAUAUAUCCUCAAGGCAAAAUGACAAAGCACCUGGAGCAGAUGCAAAUUGGCGAUUCGGUUGAGAUUCGUGGCCCCAAGGGUGCAAUGCAGUAUACGCCAUCUUAUGCAAAGCAUGUUGGCAUGAUUGCCGGUGGCACCGGUAUCACGCCCAUGUUCCAGCUUAUCCGAGUGAUUUGUGACGAUGAGUCCGAUCCAACACAGAUCGACCUAUUGUAUGCAAACAACACUGAGGAAGAUAUCCUGCUGCGUCAGGAGCUGGACGACUUUGCGCUUCGCUGUCCACAUAAGUUUCGCGUACAGUAUGUGCUCUCGCAGCCUGCUGAGGGCUGGGAGGGCCAUCGCGGUUUCGUUAGCCCGGAACUUAUUCAACAGUUCCUGGCACCGGCCGAUGCGAGCAACAAGAUGCUGCUGUGUGGACCACCACCUAUGAUCAAUGCAAUGAAAAAGGCGCUCGUGGGACUUGGGUGGGCUGAACCAGCUGCUUUGUCGAAGGCUACGGAUCAAUUGUUUUUAUUUUAG
This is a messenger RNA of Penicillium riverlandense, 1437 nucleotides long. RefSeq names its product Cytochrome b5. NCBI's taxonomy places the organism in Eukaryota, Fungi, Ascomycota, Eurotiomycetes, Eurotiales, Aspergillaceae. Bases 1 to 1437 code for a protein of 478 amino acids. Gene Ontology annotation, molecular function: oxidoreductase activity; heme binding. Gene Ontology annotation, cellular component: endoplasmic reticulum. The record is from RefSeq and is a predicted model, not a curated record. The transcript has 2 exons.